Messenger RNA from Leptosia nina, 621 nucleotides. The record is from the annotation of a GenBank genome assembly. Lineage: Eukaryota; Metazoa; Arthropoda; Insecta; Lepidoptera; Pieridae.
AUGCCACGAAAACGUGUUCACAAAUCGCCUUCGUUUGAAAAGAAAGACGAUGUAGAUGAUGACGACUUUUUAUUCGAUGACACUCAGUCCAGUUCGGGAAGAAGUGGACACGAACCGCAACACAGAAAUGCAGCAAAUGCGAGAGAGCGAGCCCGAAUGAGGGUUUUAUCGAAAGCUUUUUGUCGACUGAAAACAACUCUACCUUGGGUUCCGGCGGACACUAAGCUCUCGAAGUUAGAUACCUUGAGGCUUGCAGCGUCAUACAUAGCACAUCUCCGUGCUUUGCUUCACGAGCCACGGUCACAACAUACACCACCACACCCCUUGAGUCUUGCGUGGCCAUUUACUUUCCAACAUGGCGGCACACUGAGCUGCUCUAUAUCCCAAAGAUGGAAUAUAAAUUCACAAAAUGAUAGUCGCGACGUGCAGACACAAAGAGAAGCUAUGCCAAGCGAUGAGAACUAUCAACAGGAUUAUUCUGAAAACGACUUCGACGAGAGAAACUACGAUGAUAUGGCGGAACAAGCGUACUCGAACGCCCAAUACUGCAAUUACGGGUAUAAAGAAAAUUAUUAUGAAAGUAGAAACACGUAUCCCUCAGAUGUUCUGCAUAAUGUGUAA